Coregonus sp. 'balchen' is the source of this 17077-nucleotide messenger RNA. The record is from the annotation of a GenBank genome assembly. NCBI's taxonomy places the organism in Eukaryota, Metazoa, Chordata, Actinopteri, Salmoniformes, Salmonidae.
UGCUGUGUGAGCUGCUGCCUGUCCUGACGUGGUGGUGGAGGAGGAAGUUGCCGUGCCAGUGACCAGUGAGGCUCACUAGUGGGACCAUGUUUUAGAGGCUCACCUCCCCCUCCGCUAGCACCUGGAGGUUCGACUUUGACCCUGUACAAUGAACAACGAUGACAAGUUCUACGACGCCGUCACAGGUGGGUGUCCCUGUCUGCACUGGGGGGGGGGGGGGGGGUAAUUUAGCUUGUCUGGUAGGCUCGUGUCACUGGGCAACUCGCAGCUUUGCUUCCCUUUUGUAGUCUGUAAUAGUUUGCAAGCCCUGCCACAUCCGACGAGCGUCGGAGCCAGUGUAGUACGAUUCGAUCUUAGUCCUGUAUUGACACUUUGCCUGUUUGAUGGUUCGUCGGAGGGCAUAGCGGGAUUUCUUUAAAGAUUCUGGGUUAGAGUCCCACUCCUUGAAAGCGGCAGCUCUACCCUUUAGCUCAGUGCGGAUGUUGCAUGUAAUCCAUGGCUUCUGGUUGGGGUAUGUACGUACAGUCACUGUGGGGACGACGUCAUCGAUGCACUUAUUGAUGAAGCCAGUGACUGAUGUGGUGUACUCCUCAAUGCCAUCGGAAGAAUCCUGGAACAUAUUCCAGUCUGUGCUAGCAAAACAGUCAUGUAGCUUAGCAUCUGCUUCAUCUGACUACUUUUUUUAUUGACCGAGUCACUGGUGCUUCCUGCUUUAGUUUUUGCUUGUAAGCAGGAAUCAGGAGGAUAGAAUUAUGGUCAGAUUUUCCAAAUGGAGGGAGAGGGAGAGCUUUGUCUGUGUCUCUGUGUGUGGAGUAAAGGUGGUCUAGAGUAUUUUUCCCUCUGGUUGCACAUUUAACAUGCUGGUAGAAAUUAGGUAAAACUGAUUUAAGUUUCCCUGCAUUAAAGUCCCUGGCCACUAGGAGCGCCGCCUCUGGAUGAGCGUUUUCCUGUUUGCUUAUGGCCGUAUACAGUUCAUUGAGUGAGGUCUUAGUGCUAGCAUCGGUUUGUGGUGGUAAAUAGACAGCUACGAAAAAUAUAGAUGAAAAUUCUCUUGGUAGAUAGUGUGGUCUACAGCUUAUCAUGAGAUACUCUACCUCAGGCGAGCAAAACCUUACAUAUCGUGCACCAGCUGUUGUUUACAAAUAUACAUAGACCGCCACCCCUUGUCUUACCAGAGGCUGCUGUUCUAUCCUGCAGAUACAGUGUAUAACCCGCCAGCUGUAUGUUAUUCAUGUCAUCGUUCAGCCACGACUCGGUGAAACAUAAGAAAUUACAGUUUUGAAUGUCCCGUUGGUAGGAUAUUCGUGCCUGUAGUUCGUCCAUUUUAUUAUCAAGCGAUUGUAAGUUGCCCAAUAGUAUCGAUGGCAAAGGCAGAUUAGCCACUCGACGCCGGCUCCUUACCAAUCACCCCGAUCUCCUUCCGCGAUAUCUCCUUUUCUUUCUAAUGUGAAUGACGGGGAUGAGGGCCCUGUCGGGUGUCUGGGGCAAAUCCCUCUCGUCCAACUCAUAAAAUAAAAAAUCUUUGUCCAGUUCAAGGUGCGUAAUCGCUGUUCUGAUGUCCAGAAGCUCUUUUCGGUCAUAAGAGACGGUAGCAGCAACAUUAUGUACAAAAUAAGUUAAAAACAAUGCGAAAAAACACACAAAAUAGCACAGUCGGUUAAGAGUCCAUAAAACGGCAACCAUCCCCUCCGGCGCCAUUACUCCAGUUUCACACAGUGUCAUCAGGUUAUUGUUUAUGGCUAUCAUAUUUCUUUGGGUGUUCCGGGUUGACCAGGCUAAUUAUUUAUUAGUUAAUUAUUUAUAACACAUUUUAUUAGGGCUCUACACCUUACUCUCUUCCACCCCUACAAUGCUUAGUUCAGAGUCAGACAGUGUAUGUUAUGUCACAAUUUGUAUCACGUCAUAGUGCAUUAGUUCUGUGGCUCCCGCCCAUGUAGAGUCAUUCCUUUCACCUGUAGCCUAGUUGUGAGACUGUCAAAUGUCAGACUGUUUACUUUGUUAUUAUACAGUGCAUUCGGAAGGUAUUCAGACCUUCACUUUUUCCACAUUUGGUUACGUUACAGCUUUAUUCUAAAAUGGAUUAAAUACAAAUGUUUCCUCAUCGAUCUAAAAUGCUGCCACCACCAUGCUUCACUGUAGGGAUGGUGCCAGAUUUCCUUCAGACGUGACGCUUGGCGUUCAGGCUAAAGAGUUAAAUCUUAGUUUCAUCAGACCAGAGAAUCUUGUUUCUCAUGGUCCGAGAGUCCUUUAGGUUCCUUUUGGCAACCUUUAAGCGGGCUGUCAUGUGCCUUUUACUGAGGAGUGGCUUCCAUCUGGCCACUCUACCAUAAAGGCCUGAUUUUUGGAGUGCUGCAGAGAUGGUUGUCCUUCUGGAAGGUUCUCCCAUCUCCACAAAGGAACUCUGGAGCUCUGUCAGAGUGACCAUCGGGUUCUUGGUCACCUAUUUAAAUCUAUUUAAUCCAUUUUAGAAUAAGGCUGUAACGUAACAAAAUGUGGAAUAAAUCAAGGCAUCUGAAUGCUUUCCGAAUGCGCUGUACAUGUUAUUCAAUAAUUUCAUCCAAACUGCUCGCACACAUCAACAAGCUUCUGCGUAGCCAGGCGCUAAAAUAUAACUUGGUUCUAUUUUUGACGCUUGAUGCACUGCAAGUCCCGCCUCUCCCAUCCCUUAUUAGUUUUUAGGAGCAUAAACCCACGUGGGUGAUUGAAAGACGAACUGAGGUCCACACUCCAGUCCAGUUGGUGGUGGUAAUGCACCUUAAAGUUGGUUGCCAACUGCCAUAUAAAGUCAGAAGAAGAAGAAAUUACUAGAAACUAACUAGGUUUCCCCUUUUUAUCUGUGGAUUAAUUGUCGGAGUAGAGAACACACGAUUUUGUGUGACUGAAAAUGGUGUCACUGAAAAUUCAACAAAGAUCCAGAAAAAAAGGACCUUGUGCAUUUCAGGUAAAAUAACAACCCAAUGUUUAUAUCCCAGGACAAAUUAGUUAGUGUCAAAGUUGCGUCAAUUCAAAUCUGGCAUUAGGAACAAAAGAGGUCAACACAACUUCUAAGAUAUACUAGUUAUUUUAAUUAAUGCAAAAACCUUCAAUGGUAAAUAUGAUGUUUCGUCUAUACGGGCUCCCCGAAAUACCUCGCAGGGCAUUCAGAGAACUAAUCCAUUGUUUUAAAUUCUUCCUCAAAUACUCUUACAGAGAGAGUUUCCCACCUCUCUGCUGGCCAAUCAGAGUAGAGACUUAAGCGUGGUUUAGACUUACUCAGCCUAUCCGUUGGCGCACAGGCUAGUCCCCCGCCUCUUAGCGCAUCCCUGUUUCCAGGCAUACGUUUAUCAUAACAACCUGUCAUAAUGAGAAGAGCCAGCUCCCCUAGACACCAUUCCUACGUCCAAGGAAGGUUCACAGAUCACAAAGAACCAGUAUAGUCUAGUAUUUGGAGACACAAAUCCUUAUCUCAUUUUACCCCCUAAAACAGCUCUUCACAUCAAUCACAGCUUGCCAGGUGACACAACCUACAUUAGCCCAGUCAAGCAUGCAUUCUUUCUAAGUUAGUCAUCCCAUCGAUUAUAAAAAUAAUAAAUCCCCCAUAUUAGCAACUAGCUAAAUGGCCAUGAAUGUUUCAUGUGUUUCGACCUGUCCCCAAAUGAAUAUAGUUGGUUCAGAGUUCGUUUUGAUAUUUCAACCUGCGUGUCCUGAUCGCGUCUGGUGUGGAUGGACAAAAUCAACAUGCGCGCGAUGGCGCUUGUGCCCGGUCUAGUCAGCAUGUCACUAUAAGGUGCUUUUUUGAACUCUCCUAGCAAGCACACUCAUAGUUUUUUGUUUGGAACACAGCCCUCCGUCCCUACCGGCAUACAAUUACUGUUGUUUACGCAAUCCAAAAACAUUCCAUUUAUAAAUUGCAAUCUGGGUCAGGUGGGCAUCAUUUGAAAUCUUAUUCGAUUGCCAACAUGGCUAGCGAUGUUAUAAAAUAUGAUCUUACAGUGCACUUCAGACAGAUUGUAAUUUUGGGACGCAUAGAAUGUAGUCGUGUUCCGUGGCAAAUUUUCUUCACGAUACAACAAACGGGCUCAUUCUAUUCAGGACAACCAAGGUUAUAACGCAUGCCAUCCUUGUAACUGGAUAAAACAUAGCGAUCAUAAACGUUUAUACUGUAAAUGACGUGAGUUUUCAAAUAUGGAAAUGUGAAGUGCACAUUUGGGACUUAUGGGUGAGUGGGUUGCUUGUAUAACAUCAAAGCUGUGUUUAUUAUAAUCCUCAAUGUGUCAUCUUUCAGAACACAUCGUCUCCCCUCGAUUUACAGCAUUUCCCUCACUCAGAUUACAAAUUUGCAAAAGUAGCCCAAUUAGCGGGAGGGAUGGGGUCAUCUCGGUCGCGUGCUGUGCUCAAGUUUAGAGCGUCUGUCAGUCAAAACCCAUACAGAACUGUGAAGCAGAGAACCUGAGCUCUGACGUCAUGUAUAGCAUGUUACUGUAUAGCCACUGCGUUCCAAUUUAGGCGUUUAUCAAUGAAAAAAUCUGCAAUUUUCAACCUGUGUACGGGAUGACCAGGAUGUGAGUGGAAAGUCUACCAAACACGUAAUCAGAUGGUUAUCGUCUACAACAGGGGUGUCAAACGUCCGGCCCACGGGCCGGAUCAGGCCCGCAAACGGGUUUAAUCCGGCCCGUGAGAUGAUAAAAAAAAAAUAAUAAUAAUAAUAAUAAUUGUAAAGUAUAAAAAUGCGCUGCAAUUUUUCAAUAAAAUAAACUGCUGUUCCAAUUGCGUCCACUGGAUGGCGCAAUAGCAAUUGUGUUAAGCAAGCAAACUGUUUAUACCGGGGCAGAGCAAGUAGGUCAAGCACGUGCAGCCAAUGAGCUACUUUGUUUUGCCCGCGAUAUUUAUUACGGCUUCUACUUUUAACAUUAUGUGCUUUGGCACCCUUAUUGCCCCAAUAUGUCUCUGUCAAAAAAGAGAAAAGUGGACGCAGAGUGCAGAGUGUUCCAAGAAAAAUGGUCAUCCUAUUUAUUCACGGAAUUGAAUGGGAAAGCUGUAUGUUUGGUGUGUUGCAGUGCUGAAAGAAUAUAACCUUCGUCGCCACUAUGUGAGUCUUCAUGCCGACAAAUAUGACAACUUUCAAGGACAGCGGAGAUGAGAGAAGGUGAAUGAACUGUUGGCGGGUCUGAAGAAACAGCAGUCUGUGUUUACUCAUAGCCGAGACAUCAGUGACGCUGCAGUGAAAGCUAGCUACCUCAUUGCUAAUGAAAUAGCAGUGGCUUCAAAACCAUUUAGUGAGGGUGAAUUUGUAAAAACAUGCAUGAUGAAGGCAGCGGAGAUUGUGUGCCCUGAAAAGCGGCAGGCUUUUGCAAAUAUCAGCCUGACAAGAAACACAGUUGCAGACAGGAUUUCCGAUCUUUCAGUGGAUUUAUUGCGUUUUCGGUUGCAAUUGAUGAAAGCACGGACAUUACAGAUGUUGCACAACUGGCCAUUUUCAUCCGCGGAGUUGAUGACACAUUGACCGUCACCGAGGAGUUCGUGGAGUUGGUGCCGAUGACAGAUACAACGACAGCAGCUGAUAUUUUUACCGCACUCGUCGGCGCGCUGGACAGGGUCGGAGUGGACUGGUCCCGCGCUGUCAGCCUGGCUACAGAUGGUGCGCCCUCAAUGAUCGGGAAAAAAGCAGGCGUUGUGACAAAGUUCAGAGAGAAAGUGCAAUCUGCAAAUGGAGGACGUGGUUUUUUGACUUUUCACUGUAUUUUGCACCAGGAGGCUUUGUGUUGCAAGUCAUUAAAGAUGGAUAACGUCAUGAAGGUGGUCAUCCAAACUGUUAAUUUCAUCCGAUCCAGAAGCCUGAAUCACCGUCAGUUUGACAGCCUUCUCAGAGAGAAAGACCACAUCUAUGGCCUGCCAUACCACACUGAGGUAAGAUGGUUAAGCCGAGGUGCUGUGCUGAGGCGUUUCUUUGAUUUACGAGAAGAAAUUGAACAGUUCAUGAAAGAAAAGGGCAAACCAGUGUUAGAAUUUCAUUCCGCAGAAUGGAUGCAGGACCUUGCAUUUAUGGUGGAUGUUACAGAGCACCUGAAUAACUUGAACAAACAGCUGCAAGGGCGCAACAAAGUUGUCACGCAGUAUUAUGACAGCAUACAUUCUUUCAAGUUGAAGCUGUCAUUGUGGGAGACGCAACUUGCCGGUGGUGAUGCAGCUCACUUCCCCUGUCUGAAAAAUGUGUGCGCGACCCAACAUGUGGCAGACAUGAAGCGGUUCAAAGAUAAAAUAACGGGACUGUUACGGGAGUUUGAGCAACGCUUUCAGAUUUAUGUUUAUAUGUUUUUAUGUUGAUGUGCUAUUGUUUUUAAUUGAUUUUAUUUUAUUUGUAUAUUUAACCUAUUCUUGACUCUGUGGUUCUUGCACUUGUUUGGGGAACAGGAUUUCAUUAUUUUUAUCUACAUUUCUGCCUGAGAAAUGACACCCUGAUUUAGUUCUGUGAUCUGUGAAACAGUUCUGUUAAUCACUGAGGCAUUGUGUGUUUGUGUGUUCUUUGUCCUCAGAACUUUCAAAUAACUUGAGGUGUUUUAUGAUUAAUAGUGAUGUUGUGCUUUUGGACACUGUCCUCAGGCUCCAGCUUUAUGUUUAUAUGUUUUUAUGUUGAUGUGCUAUUGUUUUUAAUUGUUUUUAUUUUAUUUGUAUAUUUAACCUAUUCUUGACUCUGUGGUUCUUGCACUUGUUUGGGGAACAGGAUUUCAUUAUUUUUAUCUACAUUUCUGCCUGAGAAAUGACACCCUGAUAUAGUUCUGUGAUCUGUGAAACAGUUCUGUUAAUCACUGAGGCAUUGUGUGUUUGUGUGUUCUUUUUCUUUAGAAUUUUCAAAUAAACUUGACGUGUUUUAUGAUUAAUAGUGAUGUUGUGCUUGUACUAUUUUGGACACACUGUCCUCAGGCUCCAGCUUUAUGUUGUAUGUUGAUCGUAUUAAAACAAAGAAAACAAUCUGAAGUUGUUGUUUUUAAGUUAUAUAUACCAUGAUUUUUCCGGUCCGGCCCACUUGGGAAUAGAUUUUCCUCCAUGUGGCCCCUGAGCUAAAAUGAGUUUGACACCCCUGGUCUACAACAUCACUAUGUCAUCAGAGGGUUGAUUACCUAGACGCUAGCAAGCCAGCGAGACAAGUUAAAAUAUCAAAAAUAGAGCUAGAUAAAGCCAGAAGAAUAAUAUACUUGUUGAACAUAGCCAUCAGUCUUGCGUGUUUUCAUGGUAAUCACUCACUCACUGUUAAGUUUGUCAAUGUCCCGACAUCAGUGUUAGCUAUCCUGCUACCGAUGCACGUGCAGCACUCUAACUGGCUCUCUAGCCUUUCCCUAAUUUGUGUGUGUGUGUGUUUGUCUGUAUUAGGCUUGGACUCUGAUGAGUCGUAUGAAGGCAUGUCAGAGGCCAGUUUUAAAGAUGCCGUGGUGUACGACGGCACCCAGAGGAACAAUGGUUCCUUGCCACAGGGGAAUGGAAUCAGGAAGCACAGGUACGCUAAGAUUCCUGCUGUGUCCUCCACUCCGGGUCCUCUCUUUUUCUCUCCGUCCAUUUCUUUCGCUUGUCGGUCUCUCUCGCACUCUCUUUCUCACACUAUCGUAAUCUGUCUCUUUCUGACUGCUCUUUCUCUCUGUUGUUCGCUCUCUCUCUCUUUCCCUCUACUGCCCCCCAUCCCUUUCUCCCACAUUCUUAAUAGCUUUAACCCCGCAAGAAUACUGGCCAGUCCACAUGCUCCAUUUAUCUCUUACCCAGUCUGUCAGUCAGUAUAUGAUAACACCGAACAGGUCAGCCUCUACAAUCACAUACUGUAGUAGUGAUAGUCAUCAUAGUGAUACUCACCUUCUCUGAUUCUCUACAAGACACUAAUAUGUUGUCUCUGUGUGUUUUGUCUUUCUGUCUUAUCCUUACAUCUUUCAGGACAACGCUACCCACCCCAAUGUUCUCCAGAAACAACUUCAGUGUGUGGGGCAUUCUGAAGAAAUGCAUUGGACUGGUAAGGGCUACGGACCAUAUCUAAAGAAUCACUUCAUGAUCACAAAUCUAUUUUUAGACCAUGACAUUCUCUGUCUCUACGCUAAAGAGUUUGAAUUCAUCCCACUUGUGUGAAGGUAUUUUACAUUCUAAUCUUGCUUCUUUUCUGUGCGUGUGUGUGCGCGCACAUGUGUAGGAGCUGUCCAAGAUCACCAUGCCCAUUGUGUUCAAUGAGCCCCUGAGCUUCCUCCAGCGGAUCACUGAGUACAUGGAGCACACAUACCUCAUCAACAAAGCCUGCUCGCUGUCCGACUCCAUAGAGCGCAUGCAGGUGAGAGCACACAUACACACCGUAACAACAAAAGUCGCUUCCGAUAACCCAGUUGGAUGACUAAACAGUAACUGUGUGUGUGAGAGCCAGUGAAUCCUGUGGCUGACUCCUCCCCUCCUGUCUUCCCAGGCGGUAGCUGCUUUUGCUGUGUCGGCCGUAGCAUCACAGUGGGACAGAACUGGAAAGCCCUUCAACCCUCUGCUAGGAGAGACCUACGAGCUGACACGGUGAGGGGACAGGACUGCAACACUCCCAUACAAAGUUGCAUAGAGAGGUGUUGUAAAAAACUGUCUAGCUCUGGACUGUUCCUCCAUGUCUCUGACUAGACUGCACACUGUAUUGGCCUUUAAGCCUUUAAUAGGACAUCUUUACCUGCUUCCACCCAUGAAUUUAACAAUAACACUGUUAUGUUCCUCUGUUGACCUUAUUUUCAAUAUGCUAUGAUAACAAUCUGUGUCUCUUUUUUCCUCCUUCUGUCCUGCCUCUAAUCUCUCCCCCCCCCCCCCCCCCCCCCAUCUCUCUUUUCUCUCUUUUCUCUCUCUCUCUUUUCUCUCUCCCCCAGAGAGGACCAGGGCUACAGGCUGAUCUCGGAGCAGGUCAGCCACCACCCCCCCGUCAGUGCCUUCCACGCUGAGAGCCUAGUCGGGGACUUCGUCUUCCACGGCUCCAUCUACCCCAAACUCAAGUUCUGGGGCAAGAGUGUGGAGGCCGAGCCCAAGGGAACCAUCACACUAGAACUCCUCAAGUGAGUCAAAUCAAUCCAAUCAAAUGUUAUUUGUCACAUGCACCGAAUACAACAGGUGUAGACUUUACCGUGAAAUGCUUAUUUACGUGCCCUUUCUCAACAAUGCAGAGUUAAAAAGUACAAUUUUUUCCCCUUCUCACAAAUAAGAAAAUCAAAUAAAAAUAAUAAGGAUACAGUACCAGUCAAAAGUUUUAGAACACCUACUCAUUCCAGGAUCUUUCUUUAUUUUUACUAUUUUCUACAUUGUAGAAUAAUAGCGAAGACAUCAAAACUAUGAAAUAAUACAUGUAGUAACCAAAAGUGUUAAACAAAUCUUUGCCUUGAUGACAGCUUUGCACACUCUUGGCAUUCUCUCAACCAGCUUCAUGAGGUAGUCACCUGGAUUGCAUUUAAAUUAACAGGUAGCAAAGGGUGGCUACUUUGAAGAAUCUAAAAUCUAUAAUAUAUUUUGAUUUGUUUAACACUUUUUUUGGUUAAUACAUGAUUCCAUAUGUGUUAUUCCAUAGAUUUGAUGUCUUCACUAUUAUUCUACAAUGUAGAAAAUAGUAAAAAUAAAGAAAAAUCCUGGAAUGAGUAGGUGUGUCCAAACUUUUGACUGGUACUGUAUAUACAAGGACUACCGGUACCGAGUGAAUGUGCAGGGGUACGAGGUAGUUGAGGUAAUAUGUACAUGUACCUGUAGGUAUGGGUAAAAGUGACUAGGCAAUCAGGAUAGAUAAUAAACCGAGUAGGAACAGCGUAAGUGAAGUGUGAACGUGUCUGUGUGUGUGUGUGGCGUCAAUAUGCAUGUGUCUGUUUUGUUUGUGUGUGUGUGUGUGUGUGUGUGUGUUGGAGUGUCAGUGUAGUAUGUGUGGGUAGAGUCCAGUGAGUGUGCAUAGAGCCAAUGCAAAUAGUCCGGAUAGCCAUUUGAUUAACUGUUCAGCAAACGUGUGUGUGAGAAUCCAUUGUGUCUAUGUUUACUCCCCUUCUCCUCCCCAGGCACGGUGAGGUCUAUACAUGGACCAACCCUUUCUGCUGUGUACACAAUGUCAUCCUGGGUAAACUGUGGAUUGAGCAGUAUGGCACUGUGGAGAUCCUCAACCACAGGUGAAUAUAGGAAUGGCUAUUUUGUUUACCUUAAUUUACCUUCAAUACUUUGUUUGGAAGCAUACAAAUGUGUAUACAGUGUAUUCGGCAAGUAUUCAGACCCCUUUAAUUUUUUUCACAUUUUGUUACGUUACAGCCUUAUUCUAAAAUGGAUUCAAUAGUUUUUUCCCCUCAUCACUCUACACACAAUACCCCAUAAUGACAAAGCGAAAACAGGUUUUUAGAAAUGUUUGCAAAUGUAUUAACAAUAAAAAGAGACAUACCUUAUUUACAUAAGUAUUCAGACCCUUUGCUAUGAGACUCGAAAUUGAGCUUAGGUGCGUCCUGUUUCCAUUUAUCAUCUUUGAGAUGUUUCUACAACUUGAUUGGAGUCCACCUGUGGUAAAUUCAAUUGAUUGGACAUGAUUUGGAAAGGCACACGUCAGUCAAUAUAAGGUCCCACAGUUGACAGUGCUUGUCAGAGCAAAAACCAAGCCAUGAGGUCGAAGGAAUUGUCCAUAGAGCUCCGAGACAGGAUUGUGUCGAGGCACAGAUCUGGGGAAGGGUAACAAAACAUUUCUGCAGCAUUGAAGGUCCCGAAGAACACAGUUGCCUCCAUCAUUCUUAAAUGGAAGAAGUUUGGAACCACAAAGACUCUUCCUAGAGCUGGCCGUCCGGCCAAACUGAGCAAUCGGGGGAGAAGGGCCUUGAUCAGGGAGGUGACCAAGAACCCGAUGGUCACUCUGACAGAGCUCCAGAGUUCCUCUGUGGAGAUGGGAGAACCUUCCAGAAGGACAACCGUCUCUGCAGCACUCCACCAAUCAGGCCUUUAUGGUCGAGUGGCCAAGACGGAAGCCACUCCUCAGUAAAAGGCACAUGACCAGCCCGCUUGGAGUUUGCCAAAAGGCACCUAAAGACUCUCAGACCAUGAGAAACAAGAUUCUCUGGUCUGAUUAAACCAAGAUUGAACUCUUUGGCCUGAAUGCCAAGCGUCACAUCUGGAGGAAACCUGGCACCAUCCCUACGGUGAAGCAUGGUGGUGGCAGCAUCAUCCUGUGGGGAUGUUUUUCAGCAGCAGGGACUGGGAGACUAGUCAGGAUCGGGGGAAAGAUGAACGGAGCAAAGUACAGAGAGAUCCUUGAUGAAAACCUGCUCCAGAGCGCUCAGGACCUCAGACUGCAGCAAAGGUUCACCUUCCAACAGGACAACGACCCUAAGUACACAGCCAAUUAGGGGUGUAACGAUUCGUUUUAACAACGAUUCGAUUUGUAUCACGAUUCGUGGUUGUCGAUACGAUUCAAGGACGAUAUUGGUUCAUUUAGAACGAUACGAUCCGAAACGAUUCAGUGACUUGAAAUCGAUUCAGUAACCUUUUAGCCAAAAAUUCUACCAGUGUGACUGAAAUAAAUACCUGGAUACUGGACAGUGCAGGUGAAGUUUCCUAGAUUCCUGUUUCUUGUAAGGACCGCAAUGGUGGCUUGAUAAUUUCUCGCUCGUCGGCUUCUCCUCUGUCGUCCGCCAUGCUAUGUUUUGUUGUCGUUGCGCCUUUGCGCUGCUGCUGGCGCGGGGCGAUGACGUCACGGAUAGGCAGACUGAAUCGAGUAAUGUUUAAAGCCUUUAUCAUUAAAAGUGCUAAGAAAAAACAUCCAUAUAAAGUCUGACGUGCUUAAAUCCAAUGGGUUAUUUCCUAGUCCAAUACAACGCAGGAGUGGCUUCGGGACUAGUCUCUGAAUGUCCUUGAGUGGCCCAGCCAGAGCCCGGACUUGAACCCAAUCGAACAUCUCUGGAGAGACCUUUAAAAUAGCUGUGCUGCAACGCUCCCCAUCCAACCUGACAGAGCUUGAGAGUAUCUGCAGAGAGGAAUGGGAGAAACUCCCCAAAUACAGGUGUGCCAAGCUUAUAGCGUCAUACCCAAGAAGACUCGAGGCUGUAAUCACUGCCAAAGGUGCUUCAACAAAGUACUGAGUAAAAGUUCUGAAUACUUAUGUAAAUGUUACAUUUUCAGUUUUGUGUUUUUCAUAAAUUUGCAACAAUUUCCAAAAAAAUGUUUUUGCUUCGUCAUUAUAGGGUAUUGUGUGUAGAUUGAUGAGGGAAAAAAACUAUUUAAUCAAUUUUAGAAUAAAGCUUUAACGUAACAAAAUGUGGAAAAAGUCAAGGGGUCUGAAUACUUUCUGAAUGCACCACUUUCAGCAGAACAGACACGGGAAAAUCCUAACUUCCACUUUAACAAAAUGUUCACUUAAUUAUGCAUUGAUGGGUUAAGUCUUGUUCACACUGGCAGUUUGAAGUGACUCAGAUCCAAUUUUUUUGUGUUUCCGAUUUGAAUAUGAUCUUUUUCCUGUAGUCUGGACAGCCAAGAAGUUCAUGGAAUCAGAUAUUCUCAAGUCAGAUUCAGAUCACAUUCACAGGUGAUUUGAAAUCAGAUACAUGGCCAUGUGACUUGGCCAUGUGACUUGUCUGAACAGUGAAAUCUGAUUUAUUUGCCCUCAAGUGUUUUUUAGACUUAUUUGGCAUAUCUUGUUACUUGCUAGCUACUCUGUUGACAGUUUGACAAGAACAUGACGUGGUAGCUAACUAGCUUGUUAAUUGUUUACAAACAAAUGAGUGAAUAUGAUAGCAAGCUGAACAGCUAGCUAGUUAGUUGACUCUUGUGGUUAGCCAAAAAGGACUCGUUUUGAAGUUGAAAGUUGGAUCGUCUUAUCCUUUGAGGCUUAAAAAAGUGUUCAUACAGUCAAACAGUCAAAGCUACUGGGAAACGUCUAUGGCAGGCAUUGUUGUCACUUUCGCUUGCUACACAAGAACUUCUGAGCAAGAGGAAGCAUGAGAACCACUGCACACACACCCCUGUCAUUACCAUGACAACUACCAUAGCCAUGUCAGCAAAUGACUACAGUCUGAGCGCACGCAAAUCCGAUUUGGUCACUUGUAACUUGCUGUUUGGACAGUUAGUAUUCCAAAACGGAUUUGAAAAACAAAACUGAUUUGAGCGUUAAGGACUGCAUUGUCAACGAAGCUUAAGUGAAAAUGUGACUUUUGUGGUAGUUAAGAUUCGCCCCUAAAGACAGUAGUUGAGCUAUAAUGGUCUGGGAAUGUAUGGUUAUUUCUUUUCUCCUCAUUCUUCUCGUCUCUGUCUGUCCUGAGCAGGACUGGAGAUAAGUGUGUGCUGAACUUCAAGUCAUGUGGCAUGUUUGGGAAGGAGCUGCACAAAGUGGAGGGCUACAUUCAGGAUAAGAGGUACAGAAUGUGGAAGUAUUGGCACUCUGAUACACCACCUAUGGCUUACUUCUCUGGUCCUGAUUUCACUGGUCCAGUUUUAAGUGUUUUGGUGACAUUUUUGGUGACACACUGCAAUAACUUUUUACAAUGGAAAGCAUAAUCUGUGUUUUUAUUGGACGGAGUUUAACCUUUUAUUGCAGUGGGCUAAAUCAGGGUCACACAGAGUGUGACACACAAUGAUAACACGCCGUAAUUCUCUGUCGGUGCUGCAGUAUUUGGCUGCUGAUGUCUCCACCCCUCUCUGUCCCUGGCAGUAAAAAGAAGCAUUGUGUGAUCUAUGGGAAGUGGACUGAGUGCAUGUGGAGCGUGGACCCCCAGACAUACGAGGCCAACAAGAAGGCUGAGAAGAAGGGAGAGACUAAGAAGAAGAGUCAGGUAAGUGAGUCUCACAACAUGGAUGUCCUUUUGAAGAGUAACGUUAUUUUUAAAGUAGAUUGGGCCUUGUACAGUCGUGGUCGAAGGUUUUGAGAAUGACACACAUACUAAUUUUCACAAAGUCUACUGCCUCAGUUUUGAUGAUGGCAAUUUGCAUAUACUCCAGAAUGUCAUGAAGAGGGAUCAGAUGAAUUGCAAUUAAUUGCAAAGUCCCUCUUUGCCAUGAAAAUGAACUUAAUCCCAAAAAAACAAUUUCCACUGCAUUUCAGCCCUGCCACAAAAGAACCAGCUGCCAUCAUGUCAGUGAUUCUCUCGUUAACACAGGUGAGAGUGUUGACGAGGACAAGGCUGGAGAUCACUCUAUCAUGCUGAUUGAGUUAGAAUAACAGACUGGAAGCUUUAAAAGGAGGGUGGUGCUUGAAAUCAUUGUUCUUCCUCUGUUAACCAUGGUUACCUGCAAGGAAACACGUGCCGUCAUCAUUGCUUUGCACAAAAAGGGCUUCACAGGCAAGGAUAUUGCUGCUAGUAAGAUUGCACCUAAAUCAACCAUUUAUCGGAUCAUCAAGAACUUCAAGGAGAGAGGUUCAAUUGUUGUGAAGAAGGCGUCAGGGCACCCAAGAAAGUCCAGCAAGCACCAGGACCGUCUCCUAAAGUUGAUUCAGCUGCGGGGCACCACCAAUGCAGAGCUUGCUCAGGAAUGGCAGCAGGCAGGUGUGAGUGUAUUUGCACGCACAGUGAGGCGAAUACUUUUGGAGGAUGGCCUGGUGUCAAGAAGGGCAGCAAAGAAGCCACUUCUCUCCAGGAAAAACAUCAGGGACAGACUGAUAUUGUGCAAAAGGUACAGGGAUUGGAUUGCUGAGGACUGGGGUAAAGUCAUUUUCUCUGAUGAAUCCCCUUUCCGAUUGUUUGGGGCAUCCGGAAAACACCUUGUCCGGAGAAGACAAGGUGAGCGCUACCAUCAGUCCUGUGUCAUGCCAACAGUAAAGCAUUCUGAGACCAUUCAUGUGUGGGGUUGCUUCUCAGCCAAGCGAGUGGGCUCACUCACAAUUUUGCCUCAGAGAGCAACUUCUCCCAACCAUCCAAGAACAGUUUGGUGACGACCAAUGCCUUUUCCAGCAUGAUGGAGCACCUUGCCAUAAGGCAAAAGUGAUAACGAAGUGGCUCGGGGAACAAAAUAUCAAAACUUUGGGUCCAUGGCCAGGAAACUCCCCAGACCUUAAUCCCAUUGAGAACUUGUGGUCGAUCCUCAAGAGGCGGGUGGACAAACAAAAACCCACAAAUUCUGACAAACUCCAAGCAUUGAUUAUGCAAGAAUGGGCUGCCAUCAGUCAGGAUGUGGCCCAGAAGUUAAUUGACAGCAUGCCAGGGCGGAUUGCAGAUGUCUUGAAAAAGAAGGGUCAACACUGCAAAUAUUGACUCUUUGCAUAAACUUAAUGUAAUUGUCAAUAAAAGCCUUUGACACUUAUGGAAUGCUUGUAAUUAUACUUCAGUAUACUAUAGUAACUUUGUGAAGACCAAUACUUGUCAUUCUCAAAACUUUUGACCACGACUGUAGUGUACAUAUUGUGUGUGUUUUUAAUGUUUGUUGACUCAUUGUAAUACAACAUUGACUUCUCUUGAUAACUGUCCUCUGAUUUUGAUUUCCUGAUGAUUCUGGCAGCAUGCCAUCACAUAAUGUCAAGGUAAAAACGAGACAAGUAGUCUCGGUCUCUGUAGUAGUCUGUAGCUUGUAUGUUAUUACUAUGUGUAGUGAACCUGUGAGAACAUUAUAGUGUACGUUCAUUUCAUAGUACAGUAUUCUCUAUGUAGUAGAUAUGGUAUAUUCAUGGUACAUGAAGUAGACUAAUCCCUUGCUGAAGUCAUUUCUGAUGUUAUUGCUUUAUUCAGAAGGAAAAUACACAUAUUUUAUUAGAUUUUGUAAGCAGUGCUAUUUUUGUGUGUGUGUGCAGGAGGAGCCUGAGGGGGCAGACAACGAUGAUGCAGAUGACAUGCCUGAGGUCCAGGAGACAGUAGCUAUGAUCCCUGGCAGCACCCUGCUGUGGAGGAUAUCAUCACGACCCCAACACUCUGCUAAGGUAACACACAAACACAGCUUAGCGUAUACCCAACAGCAUACACACAUACACUCAUACAUUUUGGCAUUCAUUCUGUAUAAUAUUGUUUUUACAGAUGUAUAACUUCACUAACUUUGCCAUGUCGCUGAAUGAGUUGGAGCCUGGCAUGCAAGACCGCCUGGCCCCCACAGACUGCCGCCUGCGGCCCGACAUCAGAGCCAUGGAGAACGGAGACAUGGGUAAUGAAGUUUUAUCUAUUACAUCCCCACAGCCUACAUGAUGCUGCCCUCUACCGUUCCUUUGGGGUGAUGCAUUCACAUUUCCUUUUUGUGUUCAGGUUCCAUUGUUGUUUUUUUGAGGGGGGUUAAGUAUGUCAGUGCUUGCCACAUAUCCACACAGCCAAAUUAUUAGAGGCUGGUUUAUUGAAACUAGUGUUAGGGUUGUGUAUCAGCUUCUAACUACAGAAGAAUACAGUGGUCAGGAGGACCAUGAAUAUGCCCCAAUACCCAAUAGGUCAUAUAAGAUCCACUGUUCUUGUAUGUGCAGAUGAAGCAAGUCGAGAGAAAGAGAGGCUGGAGGAGAAACAGAGGUCGGCACGGAAAGACCGUUCCAAGGACAAGGAGGAAUGGUCCACUAGGUGACAACUGAGCGUCCUCGCAUUUGAAGAUUUUUAAAAUUUUUGUAAAGUACUUGCAGAACAAAAAGGUCUACGGUGGUAUAUCUUUGAAAGUAAAACAUAAUAACCAUAAUCGUGUCUUAUCGUGUCUUCCAGAUGGUUCCAGUCAGGCACAAACCCCUACACGUCAUCCCAGGACUGGCUCUACACAGGGGGCUACUUCGAUAGGAAUUACUCUGACCUCCCUGUUAUCUACUGAUCCAGGUGUGCUCCAUGGGAACACCCCCCAACAUCCACUCAGCCUCCCUUACACUCCUGCCAGUCCGCUGACACUCCUGUCCUAAGCACCACACAGUCUCCCAUUGGAACUCUGAAGUGGCGAUAGCCUCUCCUUGUAUAACACAGGCAUCUAUGUGUUGUUAGCACAACCCUCCCCCGUCUUCUAACAGUUAUGGAACAAACAGUUAAGGUGAAAUCAGGGAUGUGAUGCUCCUUUGAUCAUUGGUUUGGAGAUUCUUUGGGACAUGUUGGAGGCAUCAAAGGUGAAAGCAGAAAGGAACAGAAACGGAGUCUGGAGGAGACUGUGUUUUGUUCCUGAACAGGAGUGCUUUGUGGGUACCCCUCCCCUUACUCCCUAUCAGACCUGGGUCGAAUACCUAUUUGAA